Messenger RNA from Pseudoliparis swirei, 3170 nucleotides. Its product is annotated as kelch-like protein 9. Gene Ontology annotation, cellular component: Cul3-RING ubiquitin ligase complex. Lineage: Eukaryota; Metazoa; Chordata; Actinopteri; Perciformes; Liparidae. Bases 134 to 2188 code for a protein of 684 amino acids. The transcript is spliced from 11 exons. Gene Ontology annotation, molecular function: cullin family protein binding; ubiquitin-protein transferase activity. Gene Ontology annotation, biological process: protein ubiquitination; regulation of cytokinesis. The record is from RefSeq and is a predicted model, not a curated record.
UCCACGAGUUCUGGCUGCCGAGGCGAGCAGGCAGGAGGGAGGAGGCCUCGGGUCCGGGCUGCUGAGGAGGCUCUCGUCCAGGAAGUCGAGGCAGCGCAGCGGCCAGCGACCUCGACCUCACGAGGCCGAUGACAUGGGGGGGAGUGGAGACGACAGCGGCCCGGGGAGGCUGAGCCGCACGCUGUCCCGCCUGGGGAGAGGCCACCAGGCCAGGGACCCCCCGAGACCCCCGGCUCAGCCCGAGAGACUUCCUGCCCCGCCCGACAGGCCAGUUCAACAAGAGGACAGGGCUUCUCCUCCGGCUCCGGCCCCUCUGCCCCCCCCUGUGGAGACGCCACCUAAAUGCCCAGAAAGAGCCACAAAGCCCAAACUUCCCCCUCAGCCGCUGUCCAAGGUGUUCAGCCACACCGAGCAUGGAUCAGAUGUGUUGCAGGGCGUGGAUGUUUUCCGGGCCGAUGCGACUCUGUGUGACGUGGUCUUGGUCCCCGGGGACAGCGGGGACAUGUUCCCAGUGCACCGCGUCAUCAUGGCUUCAUGUAGUGACUACUUCAAGGCCAUGUUCACAGGAGGCAUGAGGGAGCAGGAGAUGAGAGAGAUCAAGCUGCACGGCGUCACCAAGGCGGGUUUGAAGAACAUCAUCGACUUCAUCUACACGUCCAGAGUCAGCCUGGACAUGAGCUGCCUGCAGGACACGCUGGAGGCCGCCAACUUCCUGCAAGUCAUGCCCGUCCUGAGCUUCUGCAACGAGCUCCUGAGCAGCGAGAUCACCAUCGAUAACUGUGUGGAGGUGGAGCGCGUUGCCGCCGACCUGCUCCUGAAGGACGUGCAGGUGAACAUCGGUCAGUUCGUGAGCCAGAACCUCUCCGAGCUGGUGGCGUCCGGCCGCUACCUCCAGCUCUCUGAAACCAGCAUGGCCGCUGCUCUGUCCGACGACUCCCUGAAGGGCUUCUCCGAGAUGGAGCUGUACCGCAUCGCCAGAGGGUGGCUGGACCACGACCCGGCCGGCCGGCGCCGCUCUGUCUACGCCCUGAUGCGCCGCGUCCGCUUCCCGCUCAUGACCCCCGGCGAGCUGAUCCAGAUCUCCCAGGAAGACGAGGAGGGCGGGGACUCCGUGAUGCGCCGCGAGACGGCGUGCGUCAACCUGCUGCUGGAGGCCAGCAACUACCAGAUGAUGCCCUUCAUGCAGCCGGCGCUGCAGACCGAGCGGACCCGGAUCCGCUCCAACGACACGCACAUCCUGGCGCUGGGCGGCGUGAUGCGGCAGCAGCUGGUGGUGAGCCGCGAGCUGAGGCUGUACGACGAGAACACCGGCCUCUGGAGGGCCCUGGAGCCCAUGGAGGUGCCGCGCUACCAGCACGGCGUGGCUCUACUCGGCGGCUUCCUCUUUAUUGUCGGAGGCCAGAGCACCUACGACACCAAGGGCAAGACGGCCAUUGACACCGCGUACCGCUACGAUCCGCGCUUCGACCGGUGGCUUCAGAUCGCUUCGCUCAACGAGAAGAGGACCUUCUUCCACCUGAGCGCGCUGAGCGGGAAGCUGUACGCGGUCGGGGGGAGGAAUACGUCGGGGGAGAUCGACACGGUGGAGUGCUACGACCUGAAGAAGAACGAGUGGAGGGGCGUGGCCCCCAUGGCGGAGCCUCACUACGGACACGCCGGGGCGGUCCACGGGGGCCUCAUGUACGUCUCCGGUGGCAUCACCCGCGACAGCUUCCAGAAGGAGCUGUGGUGCUACGACCCCGCCGCCGACGCGUGGAGCCGGCGGGCCGACAUGACGGAGCUGCGCGGCCUCCACUGCAUGUGCACCGUCGGCGACCGCCUCUACGUCAUGGGCGGGAACCACUUCCGGGGCAGCAGCGACUACGACGACGUCCUGGGCUGCGAGUGCUACGGGCCGCGCUCGGACCAGUGGACGGCGGUGGCGCCGAUGUCCCGGGGCCAGAGCGACAUCGGCGUGACGGUGUUCCGCGGGCGGGUCUACGUGGUGGGGGGGUACUCCUGGAACAGCCGCUGCAUGGUGGACAUCGUGCAGCGGUACGACCCGGAGCGCGACGCGUGGGACCGGGUGUUCGACGUGCUGGAGCCCCUGGGCGGGAUCCGAGCCUGCACCAUGACGGUGCACCUGCCGGAGGGGUCGGUGGACGAGGCUCAGCUGCAGCAGGGGCCGCUGCCGGCCGCCAAGAGCUGAUACCGCACCGCAGACUGUGGGGGGGGGGGGGGAUCCACCUGCACCCUCGACAGUACAGCAACCAGUCUGGCACCUCUUCAUCAGACGUGUACUGUUUCUUGCUUUUGAUUUUUUUGCCAUCUGCUUGUGUCUUUCUAUUUCGGCUUGUGAAAGGAAGCGAAGGCUCCCGUCGGACUCGAUGUUUUACGGGCUGAAACAAUGUGAAAAGAUCAACAUCACUUCUUUCUCCGCAGUUUCAGUUUGUAAAAAGGAGAUGAAGGUCGAAUCGUCCCGGACUCGAACCACCGAACGUCACGUAUCGCACCAAAGCACGAUGUCAAACACAAGUCCAAAUCCGGCCCGCCGCAUCAUUUUAUGUGGCCCCUGACGGCUUGAAAGACAUGUGAUCCCAUUUUCUUAAAGAAAUUGAAGAAACAUUUCCCAUGCUUUUAUUUUGAAGGUUUCAAAUGAAAUGGAUUCAUGUUGUAAUUUUAGAGCCAUUUUUUUAUACAAUACUUCUACACUCAAAUAAACAAUAAUCAAAUGCAAAGAGAGUUAUUUAACAAUAUGUUCGAGGAGUUUAUAAAGUGUUUCCGGCCCUUUAAGAGGGCGGCCAUGAUGCUGAUGUGGCCCACGGUGAACAUGAGUUUGACGCCCCUGGCCCAAAGGCUUCAACUCGACCUUCUGGAGGUCGAUUGAAUAGUUUUAAGUGUCCACACGACUUUCAGCGUGAAAACACUGUGACAAAAGCAUAAAGCUGGACCUUAUUUCUAUCUUUUCAUCGCGUAAUCUUACGACUCGAGACAAAAACCACGAUGACUUCGCCGUGCUAACAAGCGCCGUCUGUUUCCCGAGAAGUGGAGUCAUGAGGGAGGCGAGAAUGACGUGAAUUCGGAAAUUCCGUCUAUUAAUGUGGAGAGUACAAACACAGAAGUUGUGUUUUGUAUAUUUAUGUGUGUGUGUGUGUGCAAUGUUUUUAAAAUAAACUGUUGAUGUCACACUU